GUCCGAGUUGCAGAAAGUUCGCAUGAUGCAAAUCGAAGAGGAAAAGAAGAGGCGCGACGCCAAACGCACCUACGCCCAGUGGUACCAGACGAAGGAACAGGAGCGAAAAAGCAAAAGCAACAAGGAUGAGGGGAAGAGCGAGAGGUUGGCCGAGAUGAAGAAAGAGGCCGGCGAGCGACGCAAGAAGCUGGGCUACAAUCUGGAGUGGCGUGAGUGGUGCCGCCUCAAGAAACAGCAGAGCCUUCCCAAAAGAUUCACCUACCAUGAGUACCCUGAGCCGACGUGGACUAAUCCUGACCCUUGGGUCGACUAACAGAAGUAAUAAAUUUCCUGCAGGGAAUUGUUCAGUCUGAAAGUAAUUUUAUUUUA
This is a messenger RNA of Neocloeon triangulifer, 369 nucleotides long. RefSeq names its product coiled-coil domain-containing protein 34-like. Bases 23 to 313 code for a protein of 96 amino acids. Lineage: Eukaryota; Metazoa; Arthropoda; Insecta; Ephemeroptera; Baetidae. The record is from RefSeq and is a predicted model, not a curated record. The transcript has 3 exons.